AAUUUACGCCACUCCUUUUGUGUUUAUUUUCGCUUUUGCCCCUCCAUCCUUUUACUUCUCGAGUUUCUCGGCUUUUGUUGCUUUUCGCUUAAUGGAAGGGUCCCUUAAGCUUUAAUUUUUUUUUUGUUCUGCAGUUCGUACAUUUUCGCCUGCAAUUUUGAAAGCAGUAAUCGGUCUUCUCUUUCUUCCUUCUCCUUCACCAACCAUUAUCCGUAUAAGAGGCCGUCUUGAGAAGUUUUGGCCGGGUUCUGAUGUCUCCACCGCUGCUGGGCGUGGAGGAGGAAGUGCAGAGUAAUGUUUCCUCUCCCUCUGUUGACUGUGGCUUGGGGUUAAAGGAGCGUAAUUAUCUGGGAUUAUCAGAUUGUUCUUCAGUUGACAGCUCUGGUGUCUGUUUACCAGAUAAUAAUAAGAAUAAUUUGAAUUUGAAGGCUACAGAGCUUAGGCUUGGUCUUCCUGGAUCCCAAUCCCCUGAUAGAGAAACAGAGCUUUGCUUGCUGAAUUCGGGAAAACUUGAUGAGAAGCCACUGUUUCCUCUACUCCCUUCCAAAGAUGGAAUCUGCUCAUCAUCACAGAAAAAUGUUGUUACUGGAAACAAAAGGGGUUUCUCAGAGGUGAAAGGCUAUGUGUACAAGGAAAAAAAUUGGAUGUUUCAUGAAGCUGGUUCUGAUUCUGAAUCUCCGCAGUCUGUGGGACAUGGAAAAUAUCCUGGUAUUUCAGGGGUUAAUGUGAUUUUGUCAGCAAUGUCUCAUGGAGCUCAAGCAUCUGUAACAAAAGAUGAGCCUGCAAAUGUGUUACAAAAACAACCUCAUGCCACUAGUGGAAUCAAUCUCAAGCAGACUGAUAUUUCUAACAACAAAAGUAGUGCACCUGCUGCCAAGGCACAAGUUGUUGGGUGGCCACCAGUAAGAUCAUUUAGGGCUAAAACCCUGGCCAAUUCUUCAAAGAACAAUGAUGAAGUUGAUGGAAAACCUGGUCCUGCUUCUCUUUUUGUCAAGGUCAGUAUGGACGGUGCUCCUUAUCUGAGGAAGGUAGAUUUGAGAACUUAUUCAACAUACAGGGAACUGUCUGCUGCUCUUGAGAAGAUGUUCAGCUGUUUUACCCUCGGUCAAUGCGGGUCUCAUGCUGCUGCUGGGAAGGAAAUAUUGAGUCAAAGCAAGUUGAAGGAUCUUUUGCAUGGAUCAGAAUAUGUACUAAUAUACAAAGAUAAAGAUGGUGACUGGAUGCUAGUCGGUGACGUUCCUUGGGAGAUGUUUAUUGAAACAUGCAAGAGGUUGAAAAUCAUGAAGAGUUCUGAUGCAAUUGGAUUAGCUCCUAGAGCAGUGGAGAAAUCCAAGGCCACCAACUAGGAAGAGUCCGGAUAUGAUGGUUAAUUUCCUUGUGG
Messenger RNA from Hibiscus syriacus, 1381 nucleotides. Its product is annotated as auxin-responsive protein IAA9-like. The coding region runs from base 252 to 1346 and encodes 364 amino acids. Gene Ontology annotation, molecular function: protein binding. Lineage: Eukaryota; Viridiplantae; Streptophyta; Magnoliopsida; Malvales; Malvaceae. Gene Ontology annotation, biological process: regulation of DNA-templated transcription. The transcript is spliced from 6 exons. The record is from RefSeq and is a predicted model, not a curated record. Gene Ontology annotation, cellular component: nucleus.